This is a messenger RNA of Cooperia oncophora, 291 nucleotides long. The record is from the annotation of a GenBank genome assembly. Lineage: Eukaryota; Metazoa; Nematoda; Chromadorea; Rhabditida; Trichostrongylidae.
AUGGGCAAGGAAAAGACGCAUAUUAACAUUGUCGUCAUCGGACAUGUCGACUCCGGUAAAUCGACCACAACUGGACAUUUGAUUUACAAAUGUGGUGGUAUUGAUAAGCGUACGAUCGAGAAAUUCGAGAAGGAAGCCCAAGAAAUGGGUAAAGGUUCCUUCAAGUACGCUUGGGUACUCGACAAACUGAAGGCCGAACGUGAACGUGGUAUCACGAUUCGAUAUUGCCCUAUGGAAGUUCGAGACGGCGAAGUUCUACAUCACUAUCAUCGAUGCGCCUGGACAUCGUGA